AAAUUAGAAAGUAGAAGAAAACUUCUUCUAUAUAUUGAUUCCAUCUAAUGUGCAAUACUUGGAAAAAUAAGUAGCAUCCAGCUAGCUAAUUACUUAGACAUCGACUUCACACCAACCUAAUAACUUGAAUUUUCAUUUUCACAUUUUAGUUACAAAAAAUUUCACUAUAACUCACUCUCACUACAACCUCUCAUCAUAACUAACUAACACUCUUUCUCUCUCAAAUCCUCACUACAAUAUUCAAUAUUUCAUAAUGGACUUUGAUAGACUUGGACCGUCUGAUCCUGGUGGCUCCUCCCGUCGAUCCACCGCACCUCUAACACCCUCCACCACAUCAAAUUCCUCUCCUAAAAGCAAUAAGAAGCUCAUCAUGCUGUCCAUCCUCGCCGCCGUCUUGAUCAUCGCUUCCGCCAUCUCGGCUGCACUGAUCACCGUGGUCCGGUCUCGUGCUUCAUCCAACAAUUCAAACCUUCUCCAUUCCAAACCAACUCAAGCAAUCUCCCGAACCUGCAGCAAAACUAGAUACCCUUCACUUUGUAUAAACUCUCUCUUAGAUUUCCCUGGCUCAACCUCAGCUUCUGAGCAAGAACUAGUUCAUAUCUCAUUCAAUAUGACACACCGUCACAUCAGCAAAGCACUCUUCGCCUCCUCAGGUCUCUCAUAUACAGUCGCGAACCCACGAGUUCGUGCUGCAUACGAGGAUUGUCUUGAACUAAUGGACGAGUCCAUGGAUGCUAUCAGAUCAUCCAUGGACUCUCUCAUGACCACGUCCUCAACUUUAUCCAACGACGACGGUGAAUCAAGACAAUUCUCCAAUGUCGCUGGAUCAACUGAGGACGUGAUGACUUGGCUCAGUGCCGCGUUAACAAACCAAGACACAUGUCUAGAAGGCUUUGAAGACACAAGCGGUACCGUUAAGGAUCAGAUGGUUGGUAACUUAAAAGACUUGUCGGAACUCGUGAGUAAUUCCCUCGCGAUAUUUUCCGCGAGUGGAGAUAAUGAUUUUACUGGUGUGCCGAUACAGAACAAGAGAAGAUUAAUGGGAAUGAGUGAUAUCUCGCGAGAAUUUCCAAAAUGGCUUGAGAAACGAGAUAGGAGAUUAUUGAGUUUACCGGUAUCGGAGAUACAAGCCGAUAUUAUCGUUUCAAAGAGUGGUGGUAACGGUACGGUGAAGACAAUCACUGAAGCUAUUAAGAAAGCACCGGAGCAUAGUCGCCGUAGAUUUAUAAUUUACGUGAGGGCAGGAAGGUAUGAAGAGAAUAAUUUAAAGGUGGGAAAGAAGAAAACUAAUAUUAUGUUUAUAGGAGAUGGGAGGGGCAAAACUGUCAUCACAGGAAAAAGAAGUGUUGGAGAUGGCAUGACCACUUUCCACACCGCUUCCUUUGCUGCUAGUGGUCCUGGGUUCAUGGCACGUGACAUUACAUUCGAGAACUACGCCGGACCGGAGAAGCACCAAGCGGUGGCCCUCCGUGUCGGAUCCGAUCACGCGGUGGUGUACCGCUGCAACAUUGUUGGUUACCAAGACGCAUGCUAUGUACAUUCCAACCGUCAAUUUUUCCGUGAAUGCAACAUUUAUGGCACGGUAGAUUUUAUAUUUGGAAAUGCUGCAGUAGUUUUUCAAAAAUGUAACAUUUAUGCACGUAAGCCUAUGGCCCAACAAAAGAACACUAUCACAGCUCAAAAUAGAAAAGACCCGAAUCAAAAUACGGGUAUAUCCAUUCAUGAUUGUCGGAUCCUACCUGCCCCGGAUCUAGCCUCAUCAAAGGGCAGCAUUGAAACAUAUUUGGGUCGUCCAUGGAAAAUGUAUUCUAGGACUGUAUAUAUGUUGUCCUAUAUGGGUGAUCAUGUGCAUCCACAUGGAUGGUUGGAAUGGAAUGGUGACUUUGCUUUAAAAACUUUGUAUUAUGGUGAGUACAUGAAUUUUGGACCGGGCGCGGCUAUCGGACAACGGGUCAAAUGGCCCGGGUAUCGGGUCAUUACUUCAACUCUGGAGGCCAAUAGAUAUACCGUGGCCCAAUUCAUCUCUGGUUCUUCGUGGUUACCGUCCACCGGAGUGGCAUUUUUGGCCGGCUUGUCCACUUGAUCACCACCACGGAUAUAUAUAGAAAGGAUUUACAUUGUUACAUAGUCCAAACCAACUCCAAUUGGGGGAAACAUAUGGCUUAUAUAUUUAUAGUUUUAUUUUGUAUUAACUGUCCCAAAACUUUGUAUUUGGGCAAAUUUAUUUUGUCAAUGAUGCUAAUAAUAAAUUUAAGUUUUAAUCAAGCUUCACUAUAAUAGAUCUUGUAAUUGUAUUCUUCCCCUCAAA
Molecule: messenger RNA, 2308 nt
Organism: Medicago truncatula (barrel medic)
Lineage: Eukaryota; Viridiplantae; Streptophyta; Magnoliopsida; Fabales; Fabaceae
Product: probable pectinesterase/pectinesterase inhibitor 61
Exons: 3
Coding region: 254-2083 (609 amino acids)
Biological process (GO): cell wall modification
Molecular function (GO): pectinesterase activity; enzyme inhibitor activity
Source: RefSeq, a predicted model, not a curated record